Messenger RNA from Anopheles cruzii, 3504 nucleotides. RefSeq lists its product as uncharacterized. The record is from RefSeq and is a predicted model, not a curated record. Bases 1 to 3504 code for a protein of 1167 amino acids. NCBI's taxonomy places the organism in Eukaryota, Metazoa, Arthropoda, Insecta, Diptera, Culicidae. The transcript is spliced from 5 exons.
AUGGCCCUACUCGACGAUGGCUCAAUGUCAACAUUCGUCGAACGCGCGCUACUCAAGGAGCAAGGAGUAUCGGGGAAGCCACGACCGCUCUGUAUAGCAUGGACCGGAGAGCAGCAGCGUUAUGAGGGUAAUUCAGUUGAGCUGCCACUCAAGAUUUCUGGACAGCAACACGACGCCACGAGGGCAGCAGAGGUCAGCGAUUCAGCAGCGUCACCAGCGGACACAGUGCUACCGAUGUGGUCGUUCGCACAAUCCGGCUACCUGCCCAGCAAGGAAUUGGAAGUGUUUCGUGUGCGAAAAAAUGGAUCAUGUGUCAACUAUGUGUCGUCUCAGUCUAGUCGAGUCAGUCAAAGAUGCAACAAGUGCAGCAGAGGUGCAGUCAGCGGUGCAGCAGAGGUGCAGAGCGUGGAGGAGCAAUCGGUUGCUGGCGCUCCAAGUGAGGACCAGGGACGCUCGGCACCUAACUCACCGAAGUUCGGAGGAACGUUACCAAAACCCUUACCACGAGCAAAUUCGGAAAAUGCUCGGAAGUCGAGAGGCGAUGAAGCGGUCGUUGCGGUGGGUUUGUCGUCACCUGCCGUCCUCGUCAAGCUCGAGGGCGCCAAACUCGAGAAGGAGAGCCUCACGACCAAGUUCAAGCACUUCAUAAAAGAUCACGGCCACACGCGUGUCGACACGCCCGAGAAUCUGUCACCACUCACUGCCGCCGUCGGUGCUGCUAGUGCGCACCGGAAGCAACGCAUUGUAAUCGGAGACGAGAAUGGGGCAGUUGUACUGGGCCCACGGCUCUCGAAAGCUGUGGGCUCUUCUCAGCUCUCGCCCGAAACGCUCGCAAAGUACCAUGGCAAGUCGCGCGACGAUAUGGUGCGGCUCGCCCACACUCUUGAGAACGAGGUGCACUACCAAAAGCAGAAGGUGAAGGAGCUGGAGGACUAUCUUGACAGUUUGCUGCUCAAGGUGAUGGAAUGCCAUCCGAAAAUACUGCAGAACCCCUACCAAAAAGCGAACCCCACCAAAAGCUGUGGCAAAACACACGAGCUGGGCACAGCUUUUAUAGUGAUGGGCGAGAUGCGGAAGCGGGUGAUUGGGUGGUGGCCAAUCAGCCCUCGAAUGUGCAGGUUGAGAAUUAAAGGCCGGUUCUUCAACAUCAGCAUCAUAAACGUGCAUAGCCCUCACCUCGGAAGCACCGAUGACGACAAGGAUGAAUUCUACGCGCAGUUGGAGCGUGAGUACGACCACUGCCCAAAACAUGAUAUUAAGAUCGUCAUCGGGGAUUUCAACGCUCAGGUCGGCCAGGAGGAGGAAUACAAACCGGUGAUUGGAGGGUUCAGCGCUCACCAGCGGACCAAUGAAAUGGGCCUAAGACUUAUCGACUUUGCCACCUCCAAGAACAUGGCCGUACGUAGCACCUGCUUCCAGCACAGCCUCCUACACAAGGUUAACAACAUUCGGCACCAACGCCCGGCCCGGUUAGAUCUCGAGCGACUGAAGCAGUCUGACGUCGCCGAAGACUACGCGCAUUCGCUCGAAGCUGCGCUGCCGGAAGAGGCCCUGCUGGAGGAAGCUCCUCUCGGGGACUGUUGGAACAUCAUCAAGACAGCCAUCAACAGCGUAGCCGGAAACGUCAUCGGGCAUGUGAGACAAACCGCACGGAACGAGUGGUUCGACGACGAAUGUAGGAUGGUGAUGGAUGAGGAGAACGCUGCGCGGGCGACUAAGAUGCGCAGUGGCACCCGUCAGAACGUGGAAAGACAUAGACAGAAGAAGAUGCAGCGUACCAGAAUCUUCCAGGAGAAGAAGCGCCGCCUGGAGGAGGAGGAGUAUGCGGAGCUGGAAAACCUGCAUCAUUCUCAGGAAACGCGAAAGUUCUACCAGAAACUUAACGCAUCCCGCAGAGGCUUUGUGCCGCGAGCCGAAAUGUGCCGGGAUAAAGAUGGUAGUAUUCUGACGGGCGAUCGUGAGGUGACCGAGAGGUGGAAGCAGCAUUACGACGAACACCUGAAUGGCGCGCAGGCAGAGGACCAUGGCGGCGGAGAAAGCGAUCUAGUCGGUGUAACAAACGUGGAGGACGUACCAGCCCCAACGAUAGGCGAAGUUAAGGACGCCAUCAAGCAGCUGAAAAAUAAUAAAUCGGCUGGGAAGGACGGUCUUGGAGCGGAGCUUAUAAAAAUGGGCCCGGGAAAGCUGGCCUCCUGUUUACACCGGCUGAUUGCAAGAAUAUGGGACACAGAACAGCUACCGGAGGAGUGGAAAGAUGGGGUUAUCUGCCCUAUAUAUAAAAAAGGCGACAAAUUGGACUGUGAGAACUAUCGAGCGAUCACUGUCCUGAACGCCGCCUACAAAGUGCUGUCCCAAAUUAUUUUCCGCCGACUCUCACCACUAGUAAACAGAUUCGUGGGAAGUUAUCAGGCCGGCUUCAUGGAAGGACGGUCGACAACGGACCAAAUCUUCACCGUACGGCAGAUCCUCCAGAAAUGCCGCGAACACAGAACCCCCACGCACCACCUAUUCAUCGACUUUAAAGCCGCGUAUGACACGAUCGACAGGAAAGAGCUAUGGAAAGUCAUGGACGAAAACGGCUUCCCCGGGAAGCUCAUUAAACUCAUAAAGGCUACGGUGGAUGGGACGCAGUGCUGUGUGCGGAUUUCGGGUGGAUUGUCGAGUCCAUUCGAAACCCGCAGGGGGCUUCGACAGGGUGAUGGUCUCUCCUGCCUGCUGUUCAACAUUGCGCUACAGGGUGUGAUGAACCGCGCGGAGGUCAACACGCGGGGCACGAUUUUCAACAAAUCCAGCCAAUUCGUCUGCUUCGCCGAUAACAUGGAUAUUGUCGGCAGAACAACUGCGGCGGUGGCAGAACAGUUCACCAGACUGAAACGGGAAGCAGCGAGGAUUGGGUUGAGGAUAAAUGCGACCAAAACUAAGUACAUGCUAGCCGACGGAACCGAAGCCGACCGAAAACGCCUAGGCAGCAGUAUUGGGAUCGACGGCGAUGAGUUCGAGGUAGUCGACGAGUUCGUCUACCUCGGCUCACUGGUAACGGCGGACAACGAUACCAGCCGUGAGAUCCGGAGGCGCAUUAUCAGCGGAAGUCGUGCCUACUAUGGGCUCCACAAACAACUACGGUCGAACAGACUUAGCACCCGUACGAAGUGUGACCUGUAUAAGACCCUCAUAAGGCCGGUUGUACUCUAUGGGCAUGAGACGUGGACCAUGCUAGAGGAGGACCGGCGAGUACUCGGAGUUUUCGAGCGACGAGUACUGAGGACGAUCUUUGGCGGCGUACAGGAGAACGGAGUAUGGAGGCGAAGGAUGAACCACGAGCUCGCGGAACUCUACGGCGAACCCAGUAUCCAGAAGGUGGCUAAAGCCGGAAGGAUACGUUGGGCAGGGGCAAAGACGACCAGGGGCGCAACGAGCAAGGUGGUUAGACCAGAUGGAGCGGGAUCUGGCGGAGAGCACUCGGUGUCCCAGGGAUUGGAGAGCGGCGGCCAGGGACCGAGCUAA